AUGCAAGACGAUAAGGAUGACUGGAAAGAGGCAGCAGCAACGAUGGCAAUGACUUAUGAGCAGGCCCAUUUGACUAUUGCAGCUACUUGGGCUAGUGACAGCGACUGCGGUUUGUUUGCGUCGGAUCGAGAGCCAUACAAGGCCAGAAAGUUACAGGAUCACGAACUCUACAUACACACAGACGGUCCCGUUUUCCCACCACCAGCUGCCGUAGGUUGGACUGAAUUUCCACUUCUGAGCAGGGCUUGGGUUUACCAAGAGCGACUUUUGUCGUCACGGAUGGUUCACUUUGGCAAGGAUCAGAUGUUUUGGCAAUGUCCCACUCGCUUCGUUGCCGAGAGUGGGUGGACCUAUACGGGGGACUAUCAACCCCCACAUGUCGAUCCUUCAAGCCUUAACCUCUUUGAGGUCAUUGAACAUCCAGUCGACCGCUGGCACAAGUUGGUGAAGAUGUAUUCUGGCCUGGACUUAACCUAUGCAAGCGAUCGGUUACCCGCAGUCGCUGCCAUAGUCGAACGCGAAAUGCGAUUACGUCUAGACGAUGUAUACAUUGCUGGUAUGUGGCAGAAAACUCUGCUCUCCGAUCUCGCCUGGGUGCCGUUCAAUGUAGGUAGCGUGCCGCCGGCGCGGAUACCUCAAAUUCGUUCCCCAACAUGGGCAUGGCCAUCUUCACAAGUGCAAGUGUAUUGGUGGAGCGGAUCACCCGAACCAUCUUUGAGAUUGGUGGACCUGUCAUACACUCGUGUUGGACCGGCGCACAUUGGCGAGGUCACAAAUGCUAGCAUCUUACUGGAAGGCCAUGUGUACACCAUUCGGUGGGAAAAAACCCUCGAGCAGAGCAUAUUCGUGCCAGAAGCGUGCAUGGAAAUAGUUCCUCCCUCAAUUUCGGACGUUAAAUUACACGAUUGGAGUACACGCAUGGAUUUUGACUGGUCUACCGGUGAUCGACCGGCCACGAUUGGAGAUACUUUCGUCGUUUUGACGAUCAGCCUGCUGUCAGAAAGAGAUUCUUAUAUCGGGCUCAUUCUUCGAGAGGUUACCGACGGCGUCUUCGAGAGAAUGGGAACCAUCGCCAUUGGAGCCGUUUCUCGGGCCGGGAUGACCACUCCACAAAAGACUCAGAUGAUCCGUGAUUUCGUUGAGGAAUUGCCAAUUCGACAGGUCAAGAUUAUCUGA
Molecule: messenger RNA, 1176 nt
Organism: Alternaria arborescens
Lineage: Eukaryota; Fungi; Ascomycota; Dothideomycetes; Pleosporales; Pleosporaceae
Exons: 2
Coding region: 1-1176 (391 amino acids)
Source: RefSeq, a predicted model, not a curated record